This is a messenger RNA of Cladocopium goreaui, 1718 nucleotides long. The record is from the annotation of a GenBank genome assembly. NCBI's taxonomy places the organism in Eukaryota, Dinophyceae, Suessiales, Symbiodiniaceae.
AUGGCCUUGCCUGCCAUGGAUGCAAAAGAGAUCAUUGAGCACUUCAACAGGCUCGACAAUGAGGAAAAAGUGAUGGUUCUUGGUGCCGUGGUUUGCGCAACAGUGUUGGUGGUUUAUAUUGCGAGAAGUCUUGGCUCAAUCUGUGGAGGUCUUCCCAGCGAGGAGGAUGCAUUGAAGCAGGCUAUGCCCGUCCUGAGCGUUCAUCUUUCACGAUUUGGGAAUGAGAAGCUGGGCCUUUGCUUGAGAUCAGAGGGCAGCUAUGCAACUAUCACAGGAAUUGGUGACGGAGAUCUGGUGGACAAUUGGAAUCAAAUCCAGACCUACCCCGAGCAGCAGCUGCGAAAUGGUGACCGAAUUAUCGCAGUCACUAGUGGCGGGAAAACGUGCAGGGAUGGAAGACUUAUGGCUGCAAGGCUGAAAGAAAAUGGUGAUGUCACGCUGACAGUCGCGGUCUCGCGAACGUUGGAGGAGGUCGAGAGAUGCUGGCAAAGAAUGACUGGCAUGGUCACUUUGCAAGAUCUGGUGCUUGAAGAAGCUGCUGAAUUGGGGCCACCAGAAGUAUCAUCAGCAGGACCUGCCCUUGACAAAGUGGCUCUGGAGGUCUUGCAGGUUGGCCCCAGGCUUUUUGAAUGGAACCAGAACUGCUUAUCCAAGGGCUUGUGCUGUACCCAGAGGUUGGAGGUUGGUGAUAGAGUGAUUUCAAUUGGAGGAUCCACGAACGUGCGAAAAGGCUUGCGCUUACCAUCGCCCACUGUGACUCUGGUGCGAUGGCAACCAGUUGGCACCUCCUGUUGCAAGAAUUUUGAGGUCCAGAUUGAGCGCAUGGGCCCUGAAGACAGGAUGGGCAUGGUAAUUUGCCCACAUCCCCUGGCACUCGGUCCUGCCAUUGUGUUGCAAAUUGUCCCGGAUGGGGCUGUUGCUCGCUGGAAUGCCAGUUCCUACACGCCAAUCCUGCCCGGGGAUUGUAUUGUCAGCGUCAAUGGCAUGACCGCAUACUCAAAACUGCAGAAGGAGCUCACUUCGACCUCUUUGCACUUGUCCUUGCAGCGCUGGGAAUUGGUGGGAUCUAUGCCCACGGCCCCUUUCCCAGGCCCAACCAAUCUUAUUGGGGGCCCACAACCCAAGCAGUGGUCAGCCAGCGCCGUGCAGCCAUCGCCUAAAGAGGCAGCUGCCCCUGCGCAGCCAAGACGACCUUGUCUUCGACAACCUCUCUUUUGGCUUUUGUUGGGUGUCUUGUUGCUGUUGCCUUCUGUGCCCUCAUUGGCCUUGACACCCUCAGAGUGGUGGGGGGAGCAAAAGGCAACGUUAAGAAUGCUGGUCACUAUUCCGAGCACCCUUCCGAUCGAUAGCCAGGGCGCACUGGCUCUUCCCCUUCUCGUUCUGGGAUGGCUUUUGCUGAUGUUUUUCAUGUGGUGUGAGGUGUCCAUGCUCAAUUCCAGGCACAAGAAGACAUUGGUGCCACAACCUGUUGUAGCCUUUUUGUCAUCCACGUGCUUUGGAUAUGGUUGGCUUUUCUUGGGCAACUGGGCAGGUGUCCCUUCCUGACAUUCGGCGCUGGGCACAACUGCAUGCAAAGAAGAGCACAGCAUAUGUAUUAUAUAUAUAUAUAUCAGAUGUCCUAUGUAAAUAUAGAAGAGGUGCGCGAGAAAUCAAUGAAAUUGAUGGAUGCCAUCAAAGGAAGAGGCUAAGCAAGAAGCUUCAUGGCUCCUUCAGAAAAA